UGUCAAUAAUGAGACUAAAGCAGAUAAACAAAGUACUUUUUAUAUGUUGCUUGGUGUUACUAGUAACAAUACUAAUAAAAAAAAAAUUUAAAGUUUGUGACGUAGUUCCUGUGUUAAAAAUAUCUCACGAAGAUCCAUCCACACGUAUCAUAGAGUGCAACGACCAAAUACUCAAACCGUCGAUAAAACAAAGAGGUGCGUUUUGGGUACUUUACAACUACGUUAGGGCUAGGAGGAAUUUCAGAUGUGACGAAAGCAUAACACUAACAGCCCCUGCGGACUUUAGGUUCUUGGACAACGUAGCACCAUUGGUGCAACGUUGGCAGGGACCUAUCAGCAUAGCUUUACACGCUCCUGGUUUUGACUUAUCCAUAACCUUGAAGUCCAUCGCUUAUUUAAGAAAAUGCACGAAUCCUGACGUAAGUGAGUACGUUACUUUUCACAUCUUCUUCGAACAAGACCAGAUUUACAACACGAGCAAAGCCUUGAAAGAUUUGUAUGUUGAUGAGUACGACUGCUUCAAAGGCGCACCCUUUUACAAUUACAAUAGUUCAAAGAUGUACAAAACUAAACAUGAACUUUUGUACCCGCUUAAUGUUGCUAGGAACAUUGCCAGAGAUUCAGCCCAAACUCACUUCGUGUUCCCUUCAGAUAUCGAAUUGUUCCCGUCACCGAAUUUCAUAGACAAAUUUCUGGGUAUGGUACGUCAAAACCCGGAUUUAUUUGCGGACGAUCAAAAAAACGUCUUCGUUCUGCCUGUGUUUGAGGUAGCGUCGAACGUAAAAGUACCUACCUCGAAAACGGAAUUGCAGACAAUGUUGAGUAACGGGAGUGCAAUCAUUUUCCAUAAGAGUAUGUGUGCUCAUUGUCACACCGUUAUCGGUAGUGAUAUGUGGAUCAAAACUAAAGAAACCCCCGGAUUGGGCGUCCUAACGAAGGGCUAUCGAGAAGGUAAACAAAAACAUUGGGAGCCCUUUUUCGUACAAACUCACAAGGAGCCACUUUUUGAUGAGCGCAUCCCUUGGGAAGGAUCAGGCGAUAGAAUGGAUCAAGUUUACUCUCUGUGUCUGAUGAAGUAUAAUUUUAAUAUCCUGGAUAAUGCCUUUUUGGUUCAUAAACCCGGAAUUAAGGCUCAGGGAUCUGGUAACGCGAAACUUCAAAAAUAUUAUGACGUUUGGGAAAGAAGUUCAAAUUUGCUCUUGGGCAAUAUCACUCACGAACUUAAGAGUUUAUAUGGGGAAAAUGAGAAUUGUGAAAUCAUAAAAAAGAUUAAGGUUAAAAGAAAAAAAUCGAAAAAACCGUGAAUGAGUUAUUUAUUUUUGUAAAUCAUUAUAUAUUUCAUGAUUUAAUGCGAAAUGAUCAUUUUGUUACAUAUUUAAUUUAUAAUACAUUAAAAUAUUUAAAAGCAAAUUAAAUUUAUUUAACUAU
Molecule: messenger RNA, 1428 nt
Organism: Aethina tumida (small hive beetle)
Lineage: Eukaryota; Metazoa; Arthropoda; Insecta; Coleoptera; Nitidulidae
Product: beta-1,4-glucuronyltransferase 1-like
Exons: 3
Coding region: 9-1304 (431 amino acids)
Source: RefSeq, a predicted model, not a curated record